GGCACGGCACGGCACGGCGGAGCGACGGGACACGGGGCGCUGGAGUCGGGUCCGUGGAUCCCCGCUUGGCACCCACCUGCCGUGCAGGAUGGGUGCUGCGGUGCCAGCAGCCGCCUGUGUCCUGCUGGCUCUGCUGCCCGUGGGCCGUGCCCAGAGCACCCCUCCAUCAGGAUGCAGCCAGGACCUCUCCUCGCUCUACUACAACCUCUGUGACCUGUCAGCAGCAUGGGGCAUCGUGCUGGAGGCCGCAGCCAGCCUGGGUGCCGUGACCAGCUUCGUGCUCACCAUCGUGCUGGUGGCCAGCCUGCCUUUUGUGCAGGACCCCCAGAAGAAGAGCCUGGUGGCCACGCAGGCCUUCUUCUUGCUGGGCACCUUUGGGCUCUUCUGCCUGACAUUUGACUUCAUCGUGGGGCGAGAUUUCUCCACCUGCACCUCUCGUCGCUUUCUCUUCGGUGUCCUCUUCGCACUCUGCUUCUCCUGCCUGCUGGCACACGCCGUGGCCCUCAAUUUCUUGGCACGGAGGAACCGUGGCCCACGAGGCUGGGUGACGCUGGCGGUGGCUCUGCUCCUGGCACUGGUGGAGGUCAUCAUCAACGCCGAGUGGCUCAUCAUCACAGUGGCCCGGCAGGAGGGCGGACCCACGGACCCCUGUGGGCUGGCGGAUGCUGAUUUCGUCAUGGCGCUCAUCUAUGUCAUGGUGCUGCUGGUGGCUGCUUUCGGCACUGCCUGGCCAACCCUCUGCGGCCGCUACACGCGCUGGAGAAAGCAUGGCGCCUUCAUCUUGGCCACCUCCGGGCUCUCCAUGGCCAUUUGGGUGGCAUGGACGGCCAUGUACCUCUACGGGAACCAACACGUGGGCAAGAAGCCCAGUUGGGAUGACCCCACGUUGGCCAUCGCUUUGGUGUCCAACGCCUACGCCUUCAUCCUCCUCUACGUCAUCCCCGAGGUGACGCACGUGACACGGCGCAGUUCUGAGCAAGGCUACGAGGACGACGUGUACCCCACGCGUGGGGUGGGCUACGAGACCAUCCUGAAGGAGCAGAAAUCGCAGAGCAUGUUUGUAGAAAACAAAGCCUUCUCCAUGGAUGAGCCUUCCUUCGCCAAGAAGCCGGUGUCCCCAUACAGCGGCUACAAUGGGCAGCUGCUGACCAGCGUCUACCAGCCCACAGAGAUGGCUCUGAUGCACAAGGGGACGAAUGAAGGUCCUUAUGAUGUGAUCCUGCCCCGUGCCACCGCCGCCAGCAGUGCCAGCUCCACGCUGCGAGCCGAGGAUGCCUUUGCCGUGCAGGCCCGACACGCUGCAGCACAGCGAGAUGCUCGGGGCAGCCAGGUGCUGUCCCCAUACAGCAGGAACCGGUGGUGAAGCCCAGAUCCUACAGCACUGGUGCAGCUGUGACCCUACCAUGCCUCCUUGCCUGGUGCAUCUGACCCUGUUGGAGCCAGUUCCUGAGCUGGGAACAUCUGGAUGCACCAUGCUGCCUGGCUGUGGCACCGCAGGCUGCCUGCUCUGCCCAGCUCCCCACUGCCACCCCAUGCUGUCCCGACACUGCCUUCACCAUGCACGGACACCAUGUCCCCUCUGGGCUGGGGAUGUUUUGCUGCUGGACAGCCAGCAGUGGGGGGGGGAGGGAGGUGCCUGCCCAGGGCUGCACCUCAUGAACCUUGCCAAGUGCUGAGCCCAGACCAGGGCACUGUACCCCAAGCCAUCCCCAGUUCUCCCAACCCUCGUGCUGUGCCUCGCUCCCCCUGUCACUGGGGGACUUGGGGGUGCUCUGGGUCUCAGCUCCCAGUGGCUUCUCCCCGCGGCUCCAACCGCCUGAUCUGUGCCUUGUCCCAGUCUCCAUGCCAGAGCUUGAGGAUCACAUUCAGGGCACUGGGAUGGAGCUGGGCCCCCUCCUUCCUCUGUUCCUCUCCCCUUUUUCAGGUCAGACCCAAUAAAGGUGAGUUUUCCUA
Messenger RNA from Phasianus colchicus (ring-necked pheasant), 1953 nucleotides. It is a transcript of the gene GPRC5C, whose product is annotated as G protein-coupled receptor class C group 5 member C. The record is from RefSeq and is a predicted model, not a curated record. Gene Ontology annotation, biological process: G protein-coupled receptor signaling pathway. Gene Ontology annotation, cellular component: plasma membrane; intracellular membrane-bounded organelle; signaling receptor complex. Gene Ontology annotation, molecular function: protein kinase activator activity; G protein-coupled receptor activity. Lineage: Eukaryota; Metazoa; Chordata; Aves; Galliformes; Phasianidae.